Messenger RNA from Parastagonospora nodorum SN15, 2451 nucleotides. RefSeq lists its product as hypothetical. NCBI's taxonomy places the organism in Eukaryota, Fungi, Ascomycota, Dothideomycetes, Pleosporales, Phaeosphaeriaceae. The transcript has 2 exons. The record is from RefSeq and is a predicted model, not a curated record. The coding region runs from base 1 to 2451 and encodes 816 amino acids. Gene Ontology annotation, biological process: actin cortical patch localization. Gene Ontology annotation, cellular component: plasma membrane.
AUGCAAGUGAGUGCCCAGAGGCCGCCGCCGCCGUCUUCGUCGUCGAAUCCACCGCCCUCGGCCUCGCAGAACCAGCCGUCGGUGCCGCUGCAGCGCCAACCCUCCUUCUCGUCCUUUCCCUCCUCGCGAUCGCCAUCCUCGGUCUCUCUCCGCAAUGACCGCAAAGCAAAGUCGCCCGUCCCGCCCCUGCUGCGCGAGCAGCUGCUGCGGGAAGAUGUAGACUCCGAGUACGAAUCGCAGGCGUCGUCACAGCAUUCUGUCGCCGACUCCCCGCACAAAUCCAGCAGCCGACUGCGCUCACAGUACCCGUCCGAUGCCAUUGAGAAACAUGUCGAGUACAUUCUGGUCGCCUCGUUCGACAUCGAUCGGGGCUCCAUCAUGGAGCACCAGUAUCCCGCUGCCAUCAGUGGCGACGAAACCAUGUUGGCAGAGCUAAUGCUGCCCGAUCAGGCCCACAUGCGCAACCAGGACUGGACCAUAUUCUUCCUGCACAAGGACACGACGGCCGAAGAGGAGGAGCGCGAAGAGAGGAGAGAGCGCCGGCGCAAGCGAAGAAGGCGGAAGGAGGGUCUGGACGACGACGACACCACAGCCGGAGACGAGCUCGAGGGGGCUGACGACGCCGAAGAAGACGACUACGAUACCGAGAGCGAGGACGAGCCGGAUCCAGACGGCCCACCGCUAGUCUAUGUUCUGAACCUGGUGAACACCAAGCUGGACACUACAGUGAAGAGAGGAUCCAUCGUCAAGGCAAUGGCAAUAUGCACGCGCCACUCCUUCCUGCACAUAUACAAGCCACUUUUGCUCCUAGCGCUAGAGGAGUACUUCCGGGCGCCCGUUGUAGAGACCCUCGCCUCUCUAUAUCAUGCUUUGAACGCCAUGGACUUGUCUCUACUUCCCAAGUUGUCCUUGUUGGAGAACUUUGUGCUCUCCGCAAGUGACGCCAAGGAUAUGUUCAUCGAGAAGUUUGAGCAGAUGGUGCGGCAGCGAAAGAGGCUCGAUGCUGAGCGAGACUCCAUGGAGGAAUCAUCCGACUCUCUAACCAGGCGAAAGAAGACGUAUGCCCUUCCCAGGGACACACACGAGUUCGAGUCUAAGAUCAACUACAAUGGCAUACCUGUGCCGGUCAAGAUACCGACGGCCCUGAGCGCAGAAACCGUUGGCGACUUUUCUCUGAUCAAACUUAUUCAGACCUUCUCCACGCCUCAUGCUCAACAACCCCAGCCAUUCGCACUGCAUCCCCAUCUUACGACGAAUGGUGCCUACACUCACCCCAUCAUUGUGCUUGUUAAUGCUCUCCUCACGCAGAAGCGCAUCAUCUUUCUUGGGCACAAUCGCCCUUCUGGUGAAGUAGCUGAAGCUGUACUUGCAGCAUGCGCCCUAGCCUCUGGUGGCAUUCUCCGGGGCUUCGUCCGCCACGCUUUCCCUUACACCGAUCUCACAAAGGUCGAUGACCUCCUGAAAGUACCAGGCUUCAUUGCCGGAGUCACCAACCCCGCCUUCUCCUACAAGCCCGAAUGGUGGGACCUCCUCUGUGAUCUCCCAACCGGACGCAUGAAGAUCAGCAACCGCAUCGAAGCCGCAGCACCAACCGAAGGCUCACUCUUCUUCCAACAACAAGGCAUCAACAUCAACGGCGCAGGCGGCUCAACAGCCGCAGAAAACAAAUCCGGCAUCGACUCUACAGGAGACCAUGCCUUCAUGGACAGUCUCCUCCUCGCCAUCGCCAACCGCCACGGCGAGAACGCAAUCCGCGCCAAGUGGCGCUCCUGGGUCCUCAAAUUCACCCGCAUCGCCGCCGCUUUCGAAGAAACCGUCUACGGCGCGUCAGCCCUGUACAUAGGCACGCACGACUACGACGCCGGCGCAUACGGCGUCUCGGGCCACGGCUACGUCUGGCCCGACGAGGGCUCGCGCAUGCGCGAACUCGCUGUCAACGUCCACCGCAUCGAGGGCUGGCGCACGACGCGAAGCUACUAUAGUUGUGUGCAGGACCUUGCGCGCAGCUGGAGUAAGCGGCCCGUAAGGGGCUUGGACUUUGCGCACCAGCACGAUAAGCUGCGCACGCUCAAACUUACGCAUGACGCCAGUGCGGCGAUUUACCUCGCGUUCGCGCGCUGUAUCGAAGAAGCUGGCGGUUCCACAGUGACGACCGACAACGACUCCGAGUCCCUGACGCUCGCCAACGAUCCGGAGCGUAAGCCUGGGCCGCAGUUACAGUACGACACGAUUCUGCAGCUGCUGUGCGUCAUGCCGGAUAGUAAUGCCGGUUUGUUUUACUUGAGCUUGGGGCUUUUCCACCCGCGCCUGGAUGUCAGAUUGGCGGUGGUCAAGCUGCUGGAGAGGAUCAUGGAUCAUCCGGCAGGACGGCUGUUGUGGGGGAAUCUGGGCCGGUUUGCGAAGUUGGCGUUUUUCAGGGUUAAGAGGGAGGAGGGACAGCAGCCUAGGUGA